Messenger RNA from Colletotrichum karsti, 1527 nucleotides. Its product is annotated as thiamine biosynthesis protein (thi-4). The transcript has 5 exons. Gene Ontology annotation, cellular component: cytosol. Gene Ontology annotation, molecular function: phosphomethylpyrimidine kinase activity; hydroxymethylpyrimidine kinase activity; thiaminase activity. Gene Ontology annotation, biological process: thiamine biosynthetic process. The record is from RefSeq and is a predicted model, not a curated record. NCBI's taxonomy places the organism in Eukaryota, Fungi, Ascomycota, Sordariomycetes, Glomerellales, Glomerellaceae. Bases 1 to 1527 code for a protein of 508 amino acids.
AUGGUCUCAGGACGAGUACUGGUCAUCGCCGGCUCGGAUAGCUCCGGCGGAGCCGGCCUGGAGGCAGACCAGAAGGUAAUCGCAGCCCAUGGCUGCUAUGCUAUGACGGCCACCACUGCCCUCACAGCGCAGGAUACCACGGGCGUGCACGAUAUCCACCAUGUCCCGCAGGAGUUCUUAGUCAAGCAGAUCGAUGCUUGCGUCAACGACGUUGGUGUCGAUGUCGUCAAGACCGGUAUGCUGGCCUCGCCGGCCACGAUCGGGACGGUCGUGGAAGCCUUGAAGAGGCACCGCGUUCCCAAGGUCGUGGUCGACCCGGUCAUGAUCGCGACCAGCGGCGCGGAACUCCUCCCGCGCGAGGCCGUCGCCGAGUUGCUGGAGGGAUUGCUCAAGAUCACCACCGUGCUCACGCCCAACAUCCCCGAGGCCAAGCUGCUCCUCGAAGACGCGGGGCACAAGGGCAUCGAGGUGACAUGCGUCGGCGACCUCGAGCAGAUGGCGAAGAUGGUGAAGGCUCUUGGGCCGCAGUGGGUGCUCGUCAAGGGCGGGCACGCGCCGUUCAAGGCCGACUACACGGUCGCGGAGACGGAGGAGGAGAAGGCCCUCGUCGUGGACGUGCUCUACGGGGACGAAGGGGAGCUUGUGAGGAUCGAGAGCCCGUACCAGGCGUCGACGAAUACGCACGGCACCGGGUGCUCGCUUGCUUCGGCUAUCGCGUCGGGUCUGGCCAAGGGGUUGAGCGUGCCUGAAGCUGCGAGGGCGGGCGUGAGGUAUAUCGAGGCUGCCAUCCGGACGGCGCCUGGGUUUGGAAAGGGUCAUGGGCCUUUGAACCAUUUCCACUCCGUCCAGACUCUGCCUUUUGCGCCGGGGCGGUUUAUUGAGUAUAUGCUGGAGAGACCCGAUGUCAAGGACGUGUGGCGGACGUUUGUAUACCAUCCUUUCGUCAUGGCGAUGGGAGAUGGUACGUUGCCAUUGGAGUCUUUUAAGGGGUAUCUCAUCCAGGACUACCUUUACUUGAUACAUUUCGCCAGAGCCAAUGCGUUGGCGUCAUACAAGGCGAAGAGCAUCGCCGAUAUCUCGGCUGGAGCCACCAUCGUCAGUCACAUCACCCGCGAGAUGUCGCUGCACAUCGACUACUGCAAAGGCUUCGGCAUAACGGUCCCCGAGAUCGAGGCCACCGAGGAGAAACAAGCCUGCACCGCGUACACCCGCUACGUGCUUGACGUCGGACAGAGCGAGGAUUGGAUCGCUCUGCAGAUGGCCUUAGCACCGUGUCUGCUCGGGUACGGUGCCGUGGCGAAGCAGCUCCACGGAGACGUCAAGACGAAGCGCGACGACAACACGUAUUGGAAGUGGAUCGAGAACUAUGUGGCCGACGACUACGUCCAGGCCGUGAAGACGGGCUCCGAGCUGAUUGAGAGGCAUGCUGUGCUGCAGAGCCCGUCGAGCAUAGAGCGGCUGAUCAAGAUCUUUAUCCAUGCCACCAAGAUGGAAAUCGGUUUCUGGGAGAUGUUCCCUUACCGAUAA